Molecule: messenger RNA, 1359 nt
Organism: Cylicocyclus nassatus
Lineage: Eukaryota; Metazoa; Nematoda; Chromadorea; Rhabditida; Strongylidae
Source: the annotation of a GenBank genome assembly
AUGGAAUUCGACAAAGUUAUCACCAAAAGAUCGGCCAUAGGUUGCCGAGAACUGUUGCCAGGUGAGCACAUGAAUGCCUGCGCCUCAACGUCAUCCGAAUCAUCUCCAGAGGUGUUCAGAGUUAGGGUUCCAAGGUCAAAGCAAGAAAACAAGACAUUGAAAGAAGGCUUUGUCGAUGACAACAACGAAGAUCAGUCCUAUUUCAACUUCCCCGUUAUCUGGCCAGGAAUAGCUACAGCUGUCUUUUCCAUUACCUUAUUUAUCGCAGCUAUAUGCGGCUCAUUAUACACAGAUUACAUACCAACGGAGUUGGAAUUGAAGCGGACGUUUUUCCACAAAUACGGAACUUCGUAUUUCAAGUGUAAUACAACGCUGCCGCUCCCUGAGAAAGGCUUACCAUCAAUUUUAAAUUUGUUCGAGAUCAAUGUCAUUGGCAACGUUUUGUUUCGACUUUGUGUUUGCAUCCCAAUGGUGGUACGGAUCUUUGUCUCAAGUUGUCAUAGCUACAUGCUACGGGCUGAAUACGACGUUCUUCCCUUCUUUUAUCGAGUUUCUGUUGACCUUCUCCCGCUUCUCACUUCUGUAGAGGUAGUGACAUUGUCACUUUUUAGCAUUAUCACUGUUCACAGCGAUUUCCCAGAGAUAAAUAGAUUCUGCAAAGUAGUUUUCGUGAUGACCGCUAGCGUAAAUAUGGUACUGACGUCGGCAGUUCAAUACUCAUUCAGCAAAAGCUCCCAACAGAGGGUGGAUCAUCUGUCAGCAGUAAUAAAGAUAGCUACUUCAUGCGCAUUUUGCUAUCUGUCGCCUCAAUACUUCCAGCAUCAUCACUCGGCCAUUUCCUUUCCUAUAUGCUUCUCGUACAUGCCUCGAGUCUACGCCUUCAUGGAAUAUGUCAUGGUUGCAACCUACGGGACGUUCCACCUAACAUCGCUUAUCGACAUUCGUCACAUCUCAUUCAUGUGCUACCCACGUACCUGCUCUGGAGAAUGUGAACCACUUGAUCCGCUUAAUUUCGUCAAAGGAGCGAAAUUCGAGCAUUGUCGUGCCUUUGAGUACCAGCAACGGCGAGUACGCGACUUGUAAAAGCGAAGAUGUUGCUUGCACCCUCCUUCCCUCCAUGAUGCAUCUCCAAAAUCGAUUCAAACUUGACCCCAGGAAGCUGAUUGUUCUCCUCACUUAAUAUUUACAUAUUUGUUUUACGUUGCUCAAGGCUUGAUUUGUUUUAUUCAACUUUUGAUCGCCUAUCUGUAUAUUUUGUCCUUCAACGCUAGCAUAGCUUCUUAUAGGUUUUCUGCCAUGACUAAUGUCCGUUCCAAUUCUAUUUGAAAUGCACUCUGAAAUAAAAACAGUGUCUUUGCU